Aspergillus tanneri is the source of this 1638-nucleotide messenger RNA. Its product is annotated as putative PB1 domain protein. NCBI's taxonomy places the organism in Eukaryota, Fungi, Ascomycota, Eurotiomycetes, Eurotiales, Aspergillaceae. The record is from RefSeq and is a predicted model, not a curated record. The transcript has 5 exons. Bases 1 to 1638 code for a protein of 545 amino acids. Gene Ontology annotation, molecular function: protein binding.
AUGUCCCUGAAGCAGGAGAUCGAGACAUGGGUACUGGCCCUCGAACACUAUGACAAUCAGGAGUUUGAAGACGCCCUCCAUGUCUUUAAUUCCAUUGCCGAUACGUCCAAGAUUUGUUUCAACUGCGGCGUGAUUUAUGCCACCCUGGGUGAGCAUGAAAAGGCGGUUGAGUGUUACCAGCGCGCCGUCAGUCUGGACCAGUACCUCGCCAUUGCAUACUUUCAGGAGGGAGUGUCGAACUUUCUGCUAGGUGACUUUGAAGAAGCGUUAGCGAAUUUCAAUGACACCCUGCUCUACCUCCGGGGUAACACCUCCAUUGAUUAUGAGCAGUUGGGUCUCAAAUUCCGGCUCUUCUCGUGCGAGGUCCUCUUCAACCGUGGUCUGUGCUACAUUUACCUGCGGCAGAUGACUCCCGGCAUGCAGGAUCUCGAGUAUGCCGCAAAGGAGAAAGUCACGCCAGAUCACAGGGUUAUCAACGAUGCGAUCCGAGAACGAGCCGAGGGCUACACAGUGUUCUCGAUCCCUGUGGGGGUCGUGUACCGACCGAACGAGGCCAAGGUCAAGAAUCUGAAGACCAAAGACUACCUGGGAAAAGCAAGGCUUAUCGCUGCUUCGGACCGAAGUAGUACACCUACCGGACAAGGCGCCGAUCACAAACGAGCCCAAUCAGUGCUGGACCAUCGACCGGGCGAGAUAUCUCCCCACAUUGCAGCCCAGCCAGCGCAGAAGACUGUGGCGAGUCGGACUCGUCAGCACUCGGAACCACCGCUGAACCGUAAUCUGUUCCCUCCAACGCCGCCGCCGGACCCGGACAAAGCCAGCGCCAGUAGUCCUGCCAGUAGUCUAGGGCUGAACGGUCGAUCAGGGUCUUUCCGUACCGCUCGGCCGCCACGACUGGAUCUUGAUCGACCGGGAGCCAACAUCACUAGUCGCAGUGGUGCAGAAAUGGCUGCCUCCGAAAUGCCUCGGAUCGGAACGACCCGAACGGCGUCCGAACCGCGCGGCCCGUCUUCCCAGGCGUACCCCCGAGGGUUCCAAAUGGCGGCGGAACCGACGCGUGGCCGACAAAUCGGUCACCGGAGGGGGACAAGUGAGACUGGCUGUCCGACAGGAAUUCCCCUAGGGAACGGGGAUGAUGGUCAUAGCAUGCUUGCUCGACCGCCCAUCAUCGCCAAUGGGGGACGGCGCGGAGUUCCACGGCAGCAGGAGAGGUAUAUCGACGAGGAAGAGGAGUUUGUCAGCGAAGCCUGUGAGGAGGACGGCGCUGCAGAUGGCGAUUUUGAGCUAGUUGGCGGCGCUCAACGACCGACACAAUCUUCCGCUCGGAGCUCGAGGCGCGCCAACUCCCGCCGGCCGGAAGUGCGCAAGUUCAGAGUCAAAGUGCACGCGCGUGAAGAUACCCGGUAUAUAAUGAUCGGGCCAACCGUCGAUUUUGGUGAGUUUGAAGGGAGAAUCCGGGAAAAGUUUGGAUUCCACUGCCUCUUGAAAAUCAGAAUGCAGGACGAAGGAGAUAUGAUCACGAUGGUGGACCAGGAAGAUUUAGAUCUGCUAGUCAUUUCUGCCAAGGAGACAGCCAGGCGAGAGGGCAGUGAGAUGGGGAAAAUGGAGAUCUGGGUCGAAGAAGUCACUAUGAUUUAA